Molecule: messenger RNA, 1251 nt
Organism: Nannospalax galili (Upper Galilee mountains blind mole rat)
Lineage: Eukaryota; Metazoa; Chordata; Mammalia; Rodentia; Spalacidae
Product: zinc finger protein OZF-like
Exons: 1
Biological process (GO): regulation of transcription by RNA polymerase II
Molecular function (GO): DNA-binding transcription factor activity; RNA polymerase II cis-regulatory region sequence-specific DNA binding
Source: RefSeq, a predicted model, not a curated record
AUGGUUGAAGCAAAACGAAAGGUUGGACAGGAAAUUCAUCAAGGUGCAGAAUCCUUUGACUAUAAAGCCUGUGCUCAAACACUUAACCAGAAGUUGCAGCAGAACAAGAAUCACACAUACCAUACAAGUGUGAAACCAUAUGAAUGGAAGGAAUGUCUGAAAGCUUUCUAUGAUGAGUCAGUCCUCACUGAACCUCAGAGAAAUCAUACCAAAAAGAGGCUCUAUGAAUGUAAUGAAUGCAAGAAAGCGUUCUACCGCAAGCAUUACCUCACUGUACAUUGGAGAACUCAUACAGGUGAGAGGCCCUAUGAAUGUAAAGUGUGCAAGAGAGGUUUCAAUUACAAGUGCUCCCUCCUUAUACAUGAAAGGAAUCACACAGGUAACAAGCCUUUUGAAUGUGAAGAAUGCAAGAAAGCUUUCUCCUCCAAGUCAGAACUUACUGCACAUUAUAGAAUUCAUACUGGUGAAAAGCCCUAUGAAUGUAAAGAAUGUGGUAAAACUUUUAACUGCAAAUCAACGUUAACUCGACAUCAUAGAAUCCAUACAGGUGAGAGACCCUAUGAAUGUAAAGAUUGCAGGAAGACUUUCUAUUGCAAGUCAUCCCUCACUGUGCAUCAGAAAAUUCAUACAGGUGACAAGUCUUAUAAAUGUGAAGACUGCAAGAAGGCUUUCUAUUCCAAGUCAGGACUCACUCGACAUCAGAGAAUUCAUACAGGUGAGAAGCCCUAUGAAUGUAAAGAAUGCAGCAAAACAUUCUACUGCAAAUCAAAUUUAGUUACUCAUCGUAGAAUUCACACUGGUGAAAAACCCUAUGGUUGUAAAUAUUGUGAGAAAGCUUUUUACCGAAAGUCACAUCUAACAGUACAUCAGAAAAUUCAUACGGGUGAGAAGCCUUAUGAAUGUGAAGAUUGCAGGAAAACUUUCUCCCGCAAGUCGCAUCUCACAUCACAUCAGAAAACACAUACAGGCAAAAAGCCUUAUGGAUGUGAAGAAUGUGGGAAAGCUUUCUACUCCAAGUCAGCACUCACUCGACAUCAGAGAAUUCAUACAGGUGAGAAGCCCUAUGAAUGAAAAGAUUGUAGGGAAGCAUUCUACCUCAAGUCACAGUUAAUUAGACAUAAUAGAAUUCAUACAGAUAAUAAACCCUAUGAAUGUAAAGAAUGCAAGAAAGCUUGCUACUCCAAGUCAGAACUUACUCAACACCAGAAACUUAUACACAUGAGAAGUCUUACUAAUGUAACCAAUGCAUAA